AGCAGCACGGCUCUUCAGAAGACUCUGUUUUGUGGUUUUGCUUUGAAAAAAUGUACGCACUGGGUUUCUUGAUAUUUAGCAAAAUGCUCAGACAGCUUCCAUGUUUGCAAAAAGGCACAGGCUGCGCGUAGCAGCUCUUUCAUAUGGCAAAGCUAAGCUUUCAUGGCAAAGCUUAGCUUUCAAUGGCCCGCGGCUUUUUACCGGCUUGUUUUGUGUUCGCUGCUUUUGGGUAUACUGCCUGGUGCAGCCAACGGCGACACCGACGACAGCUACUAUGAUGUGGAGCUUGGGGAAUGUGCAUUCAAGGCGUUUGCCAGCGAUUCAUUCAGAUGUGGUGGGGCCGUAUUAAGGGAAACGAUUACAAGAUGUGUGGUCGUCGCGGAGAACAGCACACCUCCUGCGUUGCGCAUGAUUGCACCGGACGUUCCCUUCGCACACAUUUUGGUUGACGCGAGCCUUUCGUUUACAAGGAAUGCUGGUCUGCCCAACAUCAGCUGGAGCUUGCCGUCAACUCUUGAGGUGGCCGAAGCCAUGACUUCCGAUUUAUUGGGUAACCGUAUACACCACGCCUAUGUGUUGCCCUCCAAUGCCAUAGGCGACAUGACAGCUGUCUUUGGCAUAGCACAGGAUCUGAGCGAGCUGACAGCUAUAGACAACGACCUGGAUUGGUUGGGCCUCCUGCCCUUGUAUAGAGACGUCCUUGCGGUUUACGAUGGAGCGGUUCGAGCAAUACCAACCCAGGGCACUAUGGCACAGCUUUACUUCAGACGGGACUUGUUGGCUGCAGAGGGCCUGCAGCCACCUAGGACCUGGGCGGAGGUUGUAUCAUACGCAACCAAGUUUAACGGUACGGACUUGAACGACGAUGGGGUUGCGGAUUACGGCAUAUGCAUGUGGCGCGAUACGUGCGGCGGGAUGCCUAUUCCUUUAGUCGCAAUCUUGGCAUCUCUGGCGCAAAGCAAGGGUCGACACUCGGGCUUGUUUUUUGAGCCGGAAAGCAUGCGCUGUGUGGUGGAUACUGUGGCUUGGGACGCGACGCUGCGGCUAGCACGCACGCUGACAAGCUUAGCAGCGCCCAUUUCAGCAGAGCCGCCUUCUUACACGCGGCCUUGCUUUUCGCAUCCAUUGUUCAGCGAGGGACGCUGUGCAAUGGCGUUAGCACUGGCGGGGCAGUUCAAAUCGGACAGCUGGCCGAACAACACCGGGUCCUACGUGCGGGGCCGCAUAGGCACAAGCACGUUGCCCGGCUCGGAGGUUGUCCUUGACUGGCAGCAGGACACGUUGGUCCAGUGCGACCCCGACGUGUGCCCCUACGCCACGCGUGAAAGCGUUUCCUGCAGCAGUAGCAGCGGCAGUGACAAGUUGCUGGCGAAUUCAAGUACAUCGCAGCGGCGGCGGUUGCGGGCGGGGCGUCGGGACCUGUUGCAGUCGGACCAGGCAGCCGUUGUCAACAUCAGCAGUGGCAGCAGCAGCAGCCCUCCACCCGCAGUCACCGGAGCCGCAGAGGCCUUCAUUUGGGUCAACCGCGCACCGUACGCCACCAGCGGCGGCCAGUCCAUCUUCAUCUCAAAGCUGAAGACUGUCCCCCAGCGCCUCGCCGCAUACACCGUAGCUGUGCUCAUGGUGCGGGAUGCCGGCAACUGGCCGCUGGUGGCUGGGCCUGGCACGGAGUUUGGUCCCACACGGCAGGAGCACCUGGACGCAGUCAGCAAGUGGGCGGAAUACGGGUACCAUCCGCAGGACCUGGCGGGUUUCCUAUCUGCAGCUAGGGAGUCCCUGGCGUCAGGCAACGUGGCCAUAGACUUGCGAGCGGCGGGCUUCUCGGUACUUAAGGACCUGUUGAGUGAUGCCGCAAUGAUGGUCGUCAACACGUCUAUGUCCAUAGACGACGUCAUUGCCCUCACGAGGCAACAAUUCGCCGAGCGGCUAAAUAACAGUGCCGAAGCGGCUCUGCUCCGAUCUUCAUACAAAGCUUCAAUCAAUUUCCGCACGCCCAAAUCUCCACCACCCCCGUAUGUGGCGCCGGCACCUGCAAGCGGGCAAUCUCAACGAAAUGUAGCGAUACAUGCUUUGGCAGCAUCUCUUGCGGGAGCGACCACACUGUCUGUAGUCCUCGUUUGUGUGGUGUGGCAGCUGCGAUCAACGCGGCGGCUGCGGUAUCGUUUCGGCCGCAUCACCGCACCGGGUGCCGGGCUGGCCACCACCAUUUGUAUCACGGACAUUGAAGGAAGCACGAGGCUCUGGGAGACGCUGCCAGGGGAUGUCAUGUCCCAGGCAAUUCAGCUCCACAACCAGUGUAUCCGCCACUGCGCCACCGCGAAUAAUGGCUACGAAUCGGCUUGGGAGGGUGACUCGGUGAUUUUGGGCUUUCAUUGCGCGGAAGACGCUGUGGCGUUCAGCGUCUGCGUGCAGGAGAGACUGCUUUGGCUGCCAUGGCCCGAGCAGCUUCUCGAGGUGGACGAGUGCCGCCCCAUGUGGCUCGCCAAAGCCCCCGAAGCGGCCCAGCCGCCCAGGACGGCCCCGCAAAGCGCAGUGCGGCCACCAAGCACAGCCGAGGACCGGCGGGUCAGUUGGUCCUCCACCGCCGCGACGCAGCUCGAGCCUAGACCCACGAUCGGAGCGGAACACGUCCGCGCGGCCGCGAGGGCCCUGCUGCCCGGAUUCGCCCGGCGGGCGCGGGCAGCGUCUGCGCUGUGGACGGGCUUGACUUCCUCCGGGGCCUUUGGCGGUAGCGCGCCGUAUCCUUCACGGUUCUCGGGCACGGCUGCUGGGCCGGCUCGCACCGAGAUGGGCCUUGUCACCCGGAGGUCCAGUGUGUUGGGCACGGCUGCCAUGCGCUUUGCUGUGGGUGCUGACGGCGGUGAUUCCGGCUUGCUGCCUGCUGCCAAGCCGCGUCUGGUGUCAAGAGCGUACCAGCAGCUGGCUGUUGCCAUCCGCCGACGCCCCUCGCGGAUCCUGACGGCUACACAGCUUGGAGCGGCAGGCGACGGCAGCCCCAGAGCUCGCGGCGGCUCUACCACUUCCGGGCUCGAGUCCCCAGCUGAAGGCUCCUGCCACAAGUCCACCUCCCCCGACUCGCCCACGGUGCACAGCCGCCCGCAAAGCCACGCCCUGAGCUUCAUCGACGCCUCAAACUUUGGCAGCAUCGGUGCCUCUGACCCUCGGAGCGAGCCUAGAAGGAGGCCCUCCCAGCGCUAUCCGGGGCAUGGUUGUGGCGCCGGUCUCGCGCUUCUUGUGUCGUCCCUUCGGCACAAGGCUAGUUCCUUGCCCCAGGGCCAGAGCGACGCCGGGGAAACUACCGGCAGUGGAGCAGCCGUAGGCCAGGAGGUGUUGUUUGCCGGGAAUGCGCGAUCGCCAAGGAGCACAGUGAGGGAACUGUACUGCGACACCUGUAGCUUCUCGGGGCCGGAUGCGAAGGCUGAGGACUCGGCUGCUGAACCACAAAUGGGGCCAGCCGUACCAUCGAGGCGGAGCGGCGGCGGCUGUGCGGAUGAUGGGCUCACCGGCGCGUCUGCAUCAUCGGGACUGCCAGCGUCAUCUGGCCGACGCGGCAGGAGCAAUCCCUGUCCGAAGCAGCUGCAUGAUGUCCCCUCCUCGCUGGCACCUCCAGAUGUGGCAUCCGUGGAAGGUGCGGAGGAUGAAGGGACGUCUGGUAUAACUAGUGCCACAGCAGCCAGUCAGCGGCCAGGGGACACGUGCGGAAGUGCACUGCCGCGGGGGCCGACACGCGCGGCCAGGAGCUGUCCUAACCUUAUCAAGGGACAUCGCAACGCGGUUCUGACGAAAGCCGCGAGCGGAGCGAGAUUGGUGCUUUGCGGGCUGCGCAUACGUAUAGGCUGCCACAGCGGUGUGCACGCGGCCGUGGACGUGGUGCACAACCGCGCGUCUGCUCGCGUGACGUACACGGGAGUUCCCAUGGCCAAGGCGCGAGCAGUCAUCAGCGCAGCCCCUGGCGGCAUGGUACUUGUGUCAGCCAGCACGCAUGCACUCGUCACGAAAACGGCUGGCAGCCAAGCGACAUGCGUCGUCCUGCCGAACAAGUACAGCAGGAAUCUCAGUGGCGGCGCCCCAGGGAUCCUCUUCUGGCAUGCCGGCGUUCACCAUCUUGACGAGCAUCUCAGUCAGCCGCUCGAGGUCUUCAAGGUCUCCACACCGUCAUUAGCGCCGCGCUGGGCUCUGCUGCAGGAGCCCGGUCCAGCCGACAAGGCUCGCACCGUGUCUCAAGGCGUUGCAGCAGCACCUGUGGGGCAUGUCUUCAUGUCGGCUGUCGCAGUGUCGGGCGGCGCCGCAAUCGCCGCCUGGAACAUCGGCCUCUGGCGGGAAAGCACCGGACUGCUGUGGCGUGAGGCCGCCAGCUUGUGCACUCUGCAUGGCGGCUUCCUCGCAACCACUCGAGCCGGUGUGGGGGCGGUACCCAGCCAGCCAAAUCGGACAGGCGCUUCUGGGGGCCGCAGCGUGGAGGUACUCCUGACGGCUGCGUUCCCAGCUGCCGCAGCGGCGCUGCGCUGGGCCGCCAGCCUCAUUGCUCACGGCUUGCUGGCUGACUGGCCGGCGGCGCUGUUGCUGCACGAGAUGGCCGAGGAGCAGCUGUGGCUGGCGCCUAUGCCCAAUCGCCGGGAGCCGCGGCAGCCUCCUCAUGGGAUGACGCAUGAGAGUGGCGGUGCGGUGCUAGGGGCCCAGUCGGCAGUUGGCGUCCAACAUGGGUCGGUCGGGUCGGUCCUGCCGCCGGUUGCUGGGUCGCACCAGCCCUCAUUGCCGCACCUACGCGCAUCGCGUACGAGCAGUGGCGGGCAGGAGGCGUCAGCAGGGGCUGCGCAGGGCUUCAAUGGAGACCAGGUGACGCCAAGGCUGCGCACCCGUUUGGGCAGCUCUCCUGCCCUAACAUUGCUUAACGAGGUGCGGCCGCAAGCAACGCUGCGGACAAAGCCUGGGACCGACCCAGGUGAAGAAUCCACGCUAUCGACCUUGACGGUUGACCCCGCCAGCGGAGCCGGCGCUGCUGUUGGUUUCCUACCCGCGCCUGAGGGUACUUGGCUGCCAGCCGACGCGCUUGCAAAAGCUAAGUCGGUGGGUCCGGAGCCAGCAGCUGAAGCCGCCCCGCUGCCAGCCGAGAAAUCAGUGCCCAGCACCCGACUUCAAGUACUUCUAGCGGACUGUGCUUCGCAGGGGAGGACAGCCCCCAAACCGCCGCAUUGUUCUCCGUUUGCUGUAGAUUCAUCGGCCGAAGCACAAAAGACUCUACAGCGCCCACCGCCGUUGGCCCAGGCGGUAAACUUGGGACGAGGCGCACGUCCCAUACUGGCGAACCUCCCAUUGCUGGGUAGCUCUACUGUACCGCAAAUUGAGUUCCUCACGGUUAGCCACGUUUCCUCCUCGCGUGGACCGUUGUUGCCCAUGCGUGUGCCAGUGCGGGACGUGGUUUGCCUGCCAGGUCACGACGCGCGCCUGCAGCAGGUGCUGUCGCUGCCGAGUGAUUGCUCCACCUACGGGGCUUUCCCAACUCCGUCACAGCCCCCGGGGUUGGAGAGCGGCGGCAACGGUUACAACGAAAGCACGCAGUCUAGUAUCUGGAAUGGCUUUGCUAGUAUAGCGGCUCCAACGCACGACUGCUUCGGUCCCGUGGUGCGCCGCCCGGGUUUGGCAGCCUCACAUGGCGAGCCGGGGUUACUACCGCUGUCAGAUGACACAGCCAGCGGUGGAGUGCCAUGCGCCAUGAGAGCGUUACAGCAGCCUGGGGGGGCGUCGGCUGGCUCGGCUCCGGGUGCAGCAUCCGAGGAAGCGACCCCCUCCGCCGCGCCUAAAAGCCGCGUGCCUUUCUUGCUGGGCACCGCCGUCAGGCCCACUGCCGUUCAGGUCCCUGCAGGAAACCUGGCAGGCGGGGCGGUGCAAUGUAACACGGACCAGGUGGCACGUCUGUUCGCUGCGCGGCAUAUCCAGGGGGGCACAGGCGACGGCGAGGGAGGCAACGACGUUGGUGACGGCCAGGAAGAAAAGGAGGCUGGGUCGCCAAGGUCCACGCUGCCCACUGCGCUUCUGGACCGGCUGAUUGCGCGGGGGCUGCGCCUGCGUGCUGGGGUAGAGGGCGGCAUGGCCUAUGUUGAGGUCAAUUGCGUAAGUGGCGAUGCACGCUACGGCGGCCCAGCUGCGGCGGGUGCUGUUGCCCUCGCGGAGCGUGCGCCUGUGUCCCGCGUGCUCGUUAGCCCUGCGGUCAUGACCGCCGUGCGUGGAGACAGCGAUGGAGGCUGCAGUGGAAGUGCGCUUGCAGACCUACACCCAUCCGUCGCGGCGCGGAUUAGCAUUGCCGCACGGCCGUGUUAGGACUAUGGGCGCGUUGAAUAUCGCGGCGUCGACAUUGGCUGAGAUUUUGUAUACCUGUGAUACGUUUUGUGUGCUUGCUCCCACUUGUCUGGCUUUCGAACUGUGUUGACGGUGGAUUGGGCAGGUGGUCGGGUUGAGCUGGAGCGCUUGCAGUGCCUUCUUCAUUGCAAUAUACUUGGUCCCUGUCAGCUGUGUCGGAAACAUGAUGAGUUGCAAUGAUGGACGUAUUCUUUCCCAAGGGUGUACGAUGGGCGGGGUACGCUGCUGCUGGCGCGCCUUGUUUCUUGGUGGAAUGCCGGGCUCCUUCCACAGUUGCCUGCGGUGUCCACCCAUGAUAGCCUUGAUGAUGAUAACACUUGGGUGUCCUGUACACUUUAAUUACAUUGCCUACAUGGGUCGCACCUUGAACAUCACAAACGAGUUGACGUUCUGUUGUGCAUUACGUACACCACUAUAUUUAGAGCUGAUUCUUUGUGUGCCGUAUUCUGUUGCUAGGGACUGCAAAUCUAUGCGCUCCUGUUUGGUCGAAGGGGGCUGUGCUGUAGCACUUGGCGCAAACUUGGAUUGCGUAUACUUGCUGGGUGAACACAACGUCCCGUUGGUUUGGUUAAACAGGAAAGCGCAACAGAAGGGACGUGUUUGCCAAAUUAAGUAUGUAUCGGCUAUAGUGUGCUAGCGACAUCACGAAAUCGUCCCCUUAGGAUGGGCUGACAUCUGUUACGUGUGUUAAGAAUGUGUGUCACUGCUGUCAGAGGGAUUCGGAAACACGUGUGGUAUGAAUUGGGUACGCAUGCUGAAGCAGAUGUCCCAAACCUGUGAAUGCGUGCCCUCAUCCAAAUGAUGGGGAAAUGGAGCAUAUGAGCAUUCCAACAAAACAUGGUCUUGUGGGGCAUGAUGUCGGUUGUUAUAGGUGAUCCCGGUGUGCAAAGUAUCGGUAGUGACAACCGGGUAUGAAGUCGUUUCAAUGGUGGCCGGUAUGGCUUCGCUUUAUCGUGACCAGCCUUCUGGAUGAGGAGGGGCGUGGGAGUGUUAUUGAUGGCAUGGGCAUUUUGCGUGUGCUGCGGCUAGGUCUGCGAGGGCUGCUGCUUCCUGCGGCGAGCGCUGUUUGGCAAUUGCGGCUGCUGCUUAGGGGUGUAGCAACGUGCGACAUUACAGGUGCGGGCAUACGGCCUGAAACGCCGGGGACUUGUGUUGCAGAGGCUCCCCUUUGGGUGAACGCAAAGACGUGGGUCACUGUUGGAGUGAAUAUGUGGUCAUGGCUACGUUGACUUGGAGCUACGUUGAAUUGGAUGAGUUUAGCGGUCAGUUCGUGAGAUCCUUAUGCCUUGGGCUCGUAGCCAUACAAGGCUGUGAACUGUCGGAUUCCCACGGGGAAGUGGAGAUUUGGAUCACACGUUUGCCAGCUCCUGACUUGCAAAGACUCCUGACAAGACGCUGCCCAGAUAGCAACAAGGCAGGCAGUAGCAAACGGUAGCGCUGUUGCUUUUUUGCAACCUCACAUGGU
Astrephomene gubernaculifera is the source of this 7822-nucleotide messenger RNA. The record is from the annotation of a GenBank genome assembly. Lineage: Eukaryota; Viridiplantae; Chlorophyta; Chlorophyceae; Chlamydomonadales; Astrephomenaceae.